CCUCCGACCGACACAAGAUAUGCUGUUCCCACUGUUUGUGGCCUCCGCUGUCCUCAUGGAGGCGGCAUUUGCGACUCACCAGCCGACACCAGAUUCGCCAUGGGUCAGCGCUGCUCAUCAGGGAAUCCGCCUUUCCACGUCCAUCUUGCCACGGUUAAAGAGCUUUGCCGAGAAACGUCACCAAAGCCUGCUGCCCUACCACCCUGUGGUGCGUUUCCGCGGUCUUGGUGGUCCUGGCGAGGCCUGGCCUGACGCAGCGGACUUGAUCGCCACCAGCUUCCGACCACUCACCGGCGAUAUCAUCGUAAAUCCAACCGACUUGGACGCGGUCAUCGAGAUCCUCAAAGAGGCGAACAAAGCAGGGGCUGCUGCCAAUUUUGACGCCGAACUAAAAGACGCCCUUAGCCUGAGUGCCGGAGAUCUGUUGCAAGCCCUGGAAGCCAUGUCCAGUAAGCAGGACACUCAGCCCAAGGGGAUCAGGUUUGGCAUCCGCCGAAGGUGAAUAGACAACGCGCCGCAAUUGAAGUAAUACCUCACAUGUUAAUAUAAAUAGUCAAUAAUGUGUAUGAUAAAAUAUAUGCAUAUUAUCAGCAGAGUUACACAGAAUAAAGUAACACUGAUUCAUUUGUCUGUAAAUUUAAUCUAUAGGCAUAUAUGACAACAUAGAGAUUAUGUGUACCGAUUACAUAACAUGAAAUGUAAAAAAAAUAAAAAAAAUAAUAAAAACACAAG
This is a messenger RNA of Neocloeon triangulifer, 732 nucleotides long. RefSeq lists its product as uncharacterized. NCBI's taxonomy places the organism in Eukaryota, Metazoa, Arthropoda, Insecta, Ephemeroptera, Baetidae. Bases 20 to 502 code for a protein of 160 amino acids. The record is from RefSeq and is a predicted model, not a curated record. The transcript is spliced from 3 exons.